ACACCAAACUUUUUCUUCCUUUUCUUCAUUCAACAUUUCACCAAUUUCAAUGCAAUUGUUUUUUUUUUCUUUUCUAAUCUAUAAUUAUAAUAUUAUUAUUCUAAUUGAAAACGAAAACUCUUUUUAUUUUUAUAUUAGUAUUAUUAAUUUUAAUUUAACUUUAUGUUUAUGUUUUAUGUACCGUACCAGAAGUAGGUAUUUCUGUGGAGAUAGAUAGAUAGAUACACACAGUGACGAAGAUCCCUAUGAUCGAUUCUUUCGAUUUCUUCAUCAAGUUUCGAUUUUGAAGACGAUUCAUCUCAUCAAUCAUUCUCUGUUUUAGAUGCCUUUUCUGUAAUUUAGAGCUGGAAAGCUUAAUUGAGUGAAGAAUUUUUGGAAUUUUGAUUGUUUGUGAAGUGAAGAAUCUGUUUAGGGUGGGGAAUUGGGAAAGGGUUUGUGGAGUUGGUUGGUGGAUAUGAUGGAAUUGGAAUUGGAAUUGGAAUUGGAAUUGGAAGUGGAAGUGGAGGUGGAGGAGGAUCGAUUUUAUGAUACUCGUGAGGAUUUGAGUUCUGUGUCUGAUGACGAGGGUUUUGAUUAUUGUUUAGAAUCUUGUUCCGGUGGUGGUGGUGGUGGUGGUGAUGACUAUGUUAGUAGGUUCAAUUUUUCGAUUAACAGUCUUGAAAGUGUUCGUGAUAGACGGUUCAGUUUUUUGAGAUGGAUAAGUUUGGAGUAUGAUUCGAAUUCGAUUGAGGGAGAUGAUGAUCUGUCUUGUGGAGUUGAAGUUGACCGGAUCACUUCGACCAGUGGGGCUGUUUUGAGAACUGUAGAGGGUGUUUCUUCGAUUUCGAGUUCGUUGUCGAAUGAAGGUUCUAGGUUGUUAGAAAAUCGGGGUGAUGGUAAUGAGGAUUUAACGUGUAUGAUAAAGAAUUUGGAUGAUGGAACACGGUAUGUUGUAGAUGAAUUGGAUCAAGAGGGUAAACUUAAUACCCUGCGUGUUCUGGGUUCGAACCAGUUGAUUAGUUUGGAAGAGUUUCAUAAAAAUAUUGGGCCAUCGUCAUUUGUUCGUAGACAUUUGCAGAAAGAGGCGGAAAGUACUAGAUUGUUGAGUGUUGCUAAAAAGAAGAUGAAGAGUGGUUGGUUGAGCAAACUGGAUUCUAUUACAUGUUUUUAUCCUAGCCAAGGAUUUGAUGAAACUUGCUGCAAAGAUUUUGAUUCUAGGAUACAAAGAGUUCGGGUUAAUUUGCAUAAGAAACGAGUUAAGGAGCUUUCUUGUCUUUAUACUGAACAGGAGUUCAAAGCACACAAAGGCGUUAUUUUGACAAUGAAGUUCAGUCUCGAUGGAAGAUAUCUAGCUAGCGGUGGUGAAGAUGGCAUUGUGCGUGUGUGGAAGGUGGUUGAGGAUGUAAGAACAAAUGAAAUGAACAUUCUUGACGAUGAUCCAUCCAGUAUAUAUUUCAAAAUGAAUCAAUUUACUGGUAUUGUUGCUCCUCUUGACGUAGAUAAAGAGAACUUAGUUAAAACAGAGAAGAUGAAGAGAUCUUCUUCUUCAACCUGUGUGAUUAUCCCACCUAAGACCUUUCGCAUAUUGGCAAAACCUAUGCACGAAUUCCAGGGGCAUAGUAAUGACAUUUUAGACCUUGCAUGGUCCAAAUCAGGGCUUCUACUCUCAUCCUCUCUUGAUAAGACAGCGCGCCUAUGGCAAGUAGGGAUUGACAAAUGUCUUCGAGUUUUCUCCCACAAUAAUUAUGUGACAUGUGUGAAUUUCAAUCCUGUCAAUGAUAAUUUUUUCAUUAGUGGUUCAAUUGAUGGAAAGGUGCGUAUCUGGGAAGUUGUUCGCUGUCGGGUUGUUGAUUAUAUUGAUAUCAGAGAGAUUGUCACAGCUGUGUGCUUUCGCCCUGAUGGAAAGGGCACGAUUGUGGGUACCAUGGCAGGAAAUUGCCGUUUCUAUGAUAUCCUAGAUAGUCAUAUGAAAAUGGAUGCUAAAAUGUCGUUACAAGGCAAAAAGAAGACAUCAGGGAAAAGGAUUACCGGCUUUCAGUUUUCGCCCAGUGACCCAAGCAAGUUAUUGGCUGCUUCGGCGGAUUCACAUGUAUGCAUACUCUCAGGAGUUGAUGUCAUUUACAAAUUCAAGGGCCUAAGAAGUGCAGGUCAGAUGCAUGCUUCCUUCACUUCUGAUGGGAAACAUAUCGUUUCGCUUAGUGAAGGUUCAAAUGUUUGUAUCUGGAAUCACACCGGCCAAGAUAGGAACACUUCCAACGCAAAGAAGAUUAUGUCUUCUGAGAGUUUUCUAUCCCACAAUGCAACAAUUGCCAUACCUUGGUGUGGAAUUGAGUCAACGCCAUUGUCCCCUUCACUUGAAGAAAACUUGAUUCAGAGGUCAUCAUUGUCUUCUCCUGAUUGUUUCUUCAUGAGUCGCGGAUUUCUUUCCGAGUUAGUCCCAAGGGUUUCUGCAACAUGGCCAGAGGAAACACUUCUCGACUCAGGUCAAACCGUCGUUUCUCCUACAAUAUGUAAAUCAGAGUAUAAAUUUUUGAGAAGUGCUUGCAAGGGAAUGUCUAAUUCUCACUUAUGGGGCCAAGUUAUUGUAACAGCAGGAUCUGAUGGAUUCAUAAAAGUGUACCAAAACUACGGCUUACCUGUUCGCGUUUGAAACACGAGAAUUUGCUGGUGUACCAUAAAGUAAGAAACAAAGCUUCAUCGUCUGGUAACGCGGGGAUGCCAUCGUGUAAUAUUAUUCUUUAUACGAAUGUCGAUAUCAGUUAUACUAUUCUUUAAUUUUUAAGGAUUGUCAGUUAGAGAAUGUAAGUUUCAGUUUUGCUGAUAGUCCUUGUCAAAAUGUAAUGUAAUUUGUGAUUGUGUAUAGUAUAUAGAAAGAUUUCAUUCAA
Lathyrus oleraceus (garden pea) is the source of this 2864-nucleotide messenger RNA. RefSeq lists its product as uncharacterized. The record is from RefSeq and is a predicted model, not a curated record. The transcript is spliced from 8 exons. Gene Ontology annotation, molecular function: protein binding. Lineage: Eukaryota; Viridiplantae; Streptophyta; Magnoliopsida; Fabales; Fabaceae. Bases 455 to 2629 code for a protein of 724 amino acids.